This is a messenger RNA of Neodiprion fabricii, 3294 nucleotides long. RefSeq lists its product as uncharacterized. The transcript is spliced from 6 exons. Lineage: Eukaryota; Metazoa; Arthropoda; Insecta; Hymenoptera; Diprionidae. The record is from RefSeq and is a predicted model, not a curated record. Bases 527 to 946 code for a protein of 139 amino acids.
CUAGAGGAGGAGCUCGGAAUUUCUCCUCUUCUCUAUCAACUGCUUUCGACAGGGCAAACGCCGAACGGCCAUUUUGAACUUUGGUCGUAGAGGUAGAACGUCGGCGAAAUUUCUUCGCAGCAUCGUGCAUGAAAUGUGAAGUGCGGGACGUAGUUAGUGGCCGGUAUCUGUUGGUUCGGGAAAAAAAAUGUGGAGUGAUGGAGCGUCGUCCAACUAACCUUUGCUGAGAAAAUGUUAACAAGAACCAUACAUCGAGGUGGUAUGUAAUGCAAACCGUAUCCCAAGUUUUGCUUCCAGAGUUACAUGGUCUAGUUCGUAUUGAAUUUCCAUUACCAACCCAAGGCCCGCGAUGAUUUGAGAUAUUGGCAGGCUCAAUUCCUCCGUUUCCGUCAGGGAACACCACCUUACCUAUGUAACGGUUGAAAGUAACGCAUGAUUCUUUGCCGUCGGAGUUCGAAUCGUGCAUCCUAGUCGCACCGUCUUGGUUCCCAAUUUAAACUUCCCUGACGCCUGAUGAUGACCGCCAAUGUCCCAUUAUCAUCGUAAACUUCUUUUUACUUUUCAGGAAACGCCUCCACAAUGGUUUACAUGGAACCGGCCGCGUUUCGCUCCUGGAAUCGAAUUUUCUAAUAGUUGCCACCAAGACUUUAUCAUGAGCAGCUUGGAGUGUGAUGUGCUGGCCGUGAUGUCGGAGUGGUCGGUAGAAUAUCCAACGGACCAACUUGAACGAUGGGAGGAAGUGUGGGACUGGAUUUUUGAAAAAACAUACUGCUUGAAGGAAAAAUAUGUGGUUACCAGAAGUGGAGAGGCAGUAUCCCGGGACUGUUGCGAUGGUUUUCUCGAUCCCUACUCGACGAGGGAGACCCACUGGCUCGUAGAAAGACACAGUACUCCAGUCAUACGUUUCCCUGAAGAGGUUCGUGAAUAUAAAGGACAUCGAAGAUAGGCGCUACACCAAGUCACUUAUCCGGAGUGAAGAUAAUGGUUUGGAAAGAUCGGCCCUACAUCUUUGAGAUUCGCAGGAUGCAAUAGAUUAUUGUGGAGUUCGGUGGCUCGUCGAAAGAUGGUAAUGGGGAAGAGUCCCCGAUUUAUAACUGGAACCAGGUGGAUUGUCAAGGGCUCGAAGGAUUGUGGGCAGUUUAUAAUCCAAAUUAUGAACAUCACUUCAAGUUGCAAGUUUUAUUGUAGAAUUUGUCAGACUUUUACUUGCUUCCUUUGCAAAAUAUAUAUUUUGACAUUUUUCUAUAUUCAAUUGUCUGAUUGCUUUUUUAUUUAUAUAAGUGAAUUGAUAGAUUAUCCGCAUUCGCGUCUAGUGCGCUCCCACGAUGUAAAGUGUAGCGUAAGAGGAUCUCGUCUCUCUUAAUCAAAGAAAGAAAACGGCCUAAGUUGGGACCAUCCAGGGAAGGCCUAGGUUGCCUCCUUGCAUGAGCUCAGGGGGCUAUGCGGCUGUCCACGGCAAUGUGUGUGGGAAAUGUGGCGCACUGUCUGGUCCUCAGAAAACACUGGACUCAGGGUACAUAGAAAAGAGAUCUCAGAGACAACGGUUGUGCAUGCUAACUCAAGUCUAUUCAAUUCUUGCACUGAGAAAAGAGUGUUGUUAUAACAAAUAAAUAUAAUUCGUUGACUAUUUUGCGAAAGCAUUUUUAACUGUUGAAAAAAUUAUUAACGUGCAAUAAACAUGUGUGCUGUUACAACUACAAUUGAAAUUUUUUAGUAUUGGAAGCAAAUAGAAUACUAACCUCUCACAAAAAUACGUUUAUUAUUGAAAACAUAAUAUAAAAUUGUAGCAGGCAAAGUCAGAAUUGAUUAAAAAAAAUUUCUCUUUGACCAAAAAGUUAGCACUAAUUUGAGGGAAUUUCAUUCGUUGUUAUUUCGAAUGAAGAUUUAUUAACAGUUACCAAAUCUUGUUUGAGGAUUCGAAGCUCGUAAACCCACUAAUCGCACGUUCCAAGCAGGUUCUUUACAUUUUACACGCGGUUCGUAGGCCGAGCGGUUGACUUAUAAUAAAAGCCAGUGUGACAGUCCAACAGUAAUGUUAUGCAACUGAUAUUAAAAUGUUAGGGCUUAUCCGAGCUUCUCCCAUUAUUUAAAUGUUGGUGCAGUGGAUUUUCAUAGAAUUCGUUGGCUCCUCGAGGGCAUAUAUGAAUUUGUAACUUCGUUCAAUAGUAACCUAAAAUAUAUCUUCAUUAGACAUUUAAUUGUAUCUUGUUUUGUGUGUUAGAAUUUAUUAUCCUUCCCAUAAAGUAGUCUGUAAGUGAGUUUGUAAGUUAUUUUCAGACUUUAGUCCUGAUUUAAUAGUAUCCUCUGUCGAUUGAGCUACUUGGUUUUACUGAAAUUUUCAUUGCUCAACGCAAGUGAAUCUUUCGUUAUGGUCCAGCAUCCAUAAAAACAGAAGGAACCAAAUGGGAAGUACGUUGGUAAACUGCACGUUAAAGAACAAACUCUAAAAAAACGUUUCACUGUUCAAAAACGGGGCAGGUUUUUUUAAGCCUUUUUGGCAAGCGGUUCAAAACCAUUUUUUCACUAGAGAAGUUAAUUGUUAUAAAAUCUCUCAAAUCGGGACAAAUUCUUUAAUAUUACUGAAGAAAUUCCAUAUUUCUCUUCUUUUGAAGAAUAUCAUUUUCAUAUUAAUAUUAAUCAUUCUAAUUUUGUUUCAAUUGAAUUUGAAGAAACGUCAUCAUUAUGUUUAACUUUUUUUUUAUUUGUGAGUUUAAAGACAGAGAAAUAAGAAAACUCAUAUCUCUAAGCAGUGAAGAUUUUAAAGUGAUUGUUAAAUGUUUCUCAUUUCUUUGCUAUUAUGUAUACAUGCAUAGUUUCUACCAAUGUUCGAAAUUUUUACGCGAGAUUCUGAUUCUAAUUUCGAUAAUAUUAUUUUCCGUAGUGUUACUUAAUCAGGUGCUAAGUGUAUAAUCUGAAUUCAAAUUCUGUCUUUGUGUUAGAGGAAUUUUAUUGUGCUUAGAGACGAUUCAUAUAUAUUGGAGAUAUGUGAAUAAUCUGAAUUCAAAUUCUGUCUUUGCGUUACAGAAAAUUCUUUUCUCCAAGAGGUUCGCACACUUCGUGGAAGGCCGCCGACUUUGAGAUGUCGCGACUUACGUCGGGCAAGGAGGGAUCGAUUUCUACGUGAUUCGUUGGCUCCUUGAUGGCAGAUGGCGACAUGAGUCGCACACCAACGAUUGGGAUCACCCUGCUUGGUACUCACCGAGGGAGCUGUGCGCAGCUUAGGACGAGGAUUAUUAGUCUGGCACUUCAAUUGUUGGUUUUAUAAAAUACAUGUCCAGUCGCCAUUUAAUUGGA